Molecule: messenger RNA, 258 nt
Organism: Anisakis simplex (herring worm)
Lineage: Eukaryota; Metazoa; Nematoda; Chromadorea; Rhabditida; Anisakidae
Source: the annotation of a GenBank genome assembly
AUGAUUGUUAUUUUCAGCCUUCUCUCAGCACCUUUGGAUUUGGCCAAAUCGUUAUCAGAGCCUACAUCAGACGGAGUCAUUGUUAUUUCGUACUGUGCCAAGCAACUCGCAGAAUGUGCUCCACUGAAAUCACUCGCUCCCGUUGUCUCUGAAUAUCUUCAGUUGAAUGCUGGAGCGAACAAUACAGCAUCGUUGAUCGUAGUUGACAAAUCAGUGGUACCGUCAGGUCGUUUGGUUUACUCGGGAACUGGACCCGUG